GGGUUGGUGUGGAGCGGCACCCUCGUCCCAGCUCCAGGAGCUUGCCCCCGCAUCCUCGCGCUCCCUCUUUCGAAAAAUCUCUCUUGACCCAGGGGGUCCUGGGGAGGCCCUGACCCCAACGAGCGACGCGCGGGGUCGGGGCUCCUGGGACCAGCCCCAAACCCUCCCCGCGCACGCGAUGAGAAAACAAAGCGGCGGAGCGCAUUCCCCGCGCCCAAAAUACCCGGCACGGCCAUUGUCGUCCGCCUAUUCCGGGACGCGGGGACAGCUGCGCGCCGUGACGCGCGGCCCCGACUCCACACAUACGGCCCCGACUCAAGUAUCGCAUUCCCCGCUCCAAGCCGGGGGCCCUCGGCUCCACUACCCCGGGACGAGUCCACACGGGUGUCACAGCCACACGGAGCUCACAGCCUCACGGAGCUCACAGCCUCACGGGUGUUACAGCCUCACGGGUGUCACAGCCACACGGGUGUCACAGCACCACAGGGUGUCACAGCCACACGGAGCUCACAGCCACACGGGUGUCACAGCACCACGGGGUGUCACAGCACCACGGAGUGUCACAGCCACACGGAGCUCACAGCCUCACGGGGUGUCACAGCCACACGGAGCUCACAGCCUCACGGGUGUCACAGCCACACGGAGCUCACAGCCUCACGGGGUGUCACAGCCACACGGAGCUCACAGCCUCACGGAGCUCUCAGCCACAACGGGGUUCGUAGCCACACGGGCCCCGCUUGGAGCGAAGCGCAGAGUUCCCAUCUCGCCGCGCUGUCACUGCCUCCUCGACACCUUCAUCGUGCCAUGGCGGUGCGUCGUGGGUCCUGCGCCUCUCUGCUCGGGUCUCUGAGUCGCAGCACCACCAUCAUCGGUAAGAUGUGGUUGGCUGUGCUGGCGUGGCGGCUGGGGCUGGCCUUGCUUUUGCAUUCGGGGGAGGCAGGAGGUCCGGCCGCAUGGCAAGACGUGUGGUGCAACUCGGGCCUCCCGGCCUGCCGCCCGGCCUGUCUCGACCGCCUCCUCCCGCUCAGCCCGGGGCACCUGGGCCUGGUGCAGCUUCUCGUCGCAUCCCUGCCGCUGGCACUUUACCUGGCGGCGGUGGCGCACAGGAGGCCCUGGAAGGCCAAGACCACAAGAUCUUGCCAUCACCACCAUCACCACCACCACCAUGAAGAUCACGACGAGUCGGAAAACGAUGAGGACGACGAGGAGGACUACGAGAGAGAUGUUCACUUGGACAAGUACGGGCAAUUCUCCGUGCCGAGCGAGGGCGGCAGCGAGAAACGCGGGCUCGCGGUGGCCUCCCGGGGCCCGGGACGCGCGGCCGGCGCCUACAUCACGGUGGGGGCGCACGGCGACAACUCCGGCAGAAGCAGCAGCAGCAGCGGCUGCUUGGCCGCGCGGCUCAAGAUGGAACCGCCACACCGGCAGAACGCACUCAACGCCACGGGCCGCAGGGGUGCGGGGCACCAGGGUCCGCACGGGGCGAGGAGCAGGGGGGAAGGAUGCGGGGCCCUUACGGGGCCCGGGUCCCUGUGCGCGUACGUGCUGCAGGUGUCGCUGAGCGCGUUGCUAGACGCCGCGCUGCUCUGCGCGCAGCUUUAUCUGUACGCCCCGCUGCUGCCCGUGGGCCCGAAGUUCACCUGCGGGGCCGCCGCCCACUUCCUGCAUCGUGGCCCCGCGGGGCCCCACGUACAGCCGUGGGACGCAACCGCUUGCGGUGGCGGACACGUGGAGUGCACGGUGGGGCGGCCGCACGACAAGAGUUUGGCGCUGAUGGGGCCCCUUGGCCUGUCGGGGCUCGCGCUCUGCCUCAACUUGGCCGAUCUACUCCUGUGUCUGCGGCUGUGGCUCGGGGGGCACUCGGGACCCCCCGAGCGGGGAACGAGGCCGUCCGGGCUACGGGGACUCGGCGAGAUCUCCGCGACCUCGGGGCACACGGAGGAGCUUCAGGAAAAAACAGAGGAGAAACCGGGAGUCGCUGCUUUUGCCGGACCGGGAAAUGCCUCCCUUAGGGAGAUCAAGCGAGACCAUGGCCCCCCGGGAUCGGAUUUCCUGGGUCCCCCAUACAGGGUUGCCCCCAAGGCCCCCCACGACGUCUACCCGUGGCUCUCGCCGUCGGACGUGGUCUGCGCCGCCCUGGAGCCGGCGGCAAUCGGGGCGGACGAGCCACGGUUCCCGCGCAAGCCGUCCGCCUGGGUGUGACCCCGUGUCCCCUCGGGCUCCUCCCGUCCAUCCGCCCGCCCGCCCGCCUUCGCCCCCGGGCGCGAGGGCCCGAGAACCAAGAUUCUGGGGUUCCAGGGGCAGUCUCAAUGCGGAUAGAUUGCAAUCCGAUGUGGAUGUAAUAUUGUUAGAGACGGAUGAACUUUUGUUUAGAAACGGAUGAAUAUUAUUUGUAAUUGCAGAAAAACUGGCCGCAUGUAUUCUUGGAAAAAUUGAUUUUUGUUACGCAUGACAUGAUGUAUUGCGGAUUGGAAAAGCCGAUACUCGUGUCAGAUAAACAGACUUAUAAAAGCGGAUAAGCCGAUGUCUGUGCUUAAUGUGUGCACCUGACGCUUAUAGUACUUAAUUUAAAAUCCAAACGUCUAAAUGCGACCGUAGCUCAAAACUGAACGUAAAGGAGCAACGUAGCCGGGUGGGUUCCGAGUUUCAGCCGCCCGUGAUCAAUCAGGUUCUUAAGUGUCGCGAGUCGAUUAUCUCAACCUGGUCAAAAUUCCGGAUUGAAUAUGCUAAAGUGGCCGACAUGUGACUUGGAAGGGAUCUCUCGGAAGCAAUUUUGCCAUAUCCACUUCCGCAGGCCGUUUUCGAGCACUGCUCUCCAAGGUUCCGAAUGGACUCUUCGUCCUUUGGCAUUACGUCGACACAGCAAUCGGAACACAAUUUGGAAAAGACAAGACAGUAUAUAUACUGUGCGCAUAUAUAGAUACUUUAGACAAUGAGCCCCACUGAGGGGGGAGUCAUCUGCGUUGCUCCCAUCAUGGGAAUGCGGAAUGUCCAAAACUGGCUCAGGGCUGUCAACGGGAGAUGAGCAGCGCAUCAACACUCAAUUGAGCAGGAAUCGCUUUGACGGCGACAGAGGAAGGAAGAUGCGAGCGUUGACUGGAAGGUGGUGUUUGACGUGCGACAAACACGUUCGUGUUGUACAAUUCUUUAUUGUCAUGAAGCCCCAACUGUGGCUCGACGCCAGAGCCACUGUUCGCAUGCUGACAGCAGCGCCACGGCGCGCGGAUACAGCCGCCCUGCCUGCCGCGGGGGGUUUCACCAGCUUCAGGCCUAAAACUAAUUACAAAAGAUUGCAAAGAAAUGUUCAUAAAAAAGAAUGUACAUUUUUAAAUCAGUGACGCAAUUCCAGAAUACGCGCGCAUGUCUCGCCCUGCACGCAAGAUGGAACCGAUCACCCCCCGAUCUGCCGCGGUUGGUACGGCCCCACACUAAAGGCCCGCAGCAGGAGGAACGUUCCACGUUGUCGUACAGGGGCGGCAUGAUUCUCUGCUGCUGCCCAUGCACGCCACGUCACAUCAGUGUCGAUAAAUGCAAUUAAAAACAAAUACUUCCUCCCAUAAGCCCGCGUCCACGCGACUCGCGGACCGGGAAGUCGGCACGGCCACUCGGCCCUGCCGCACCGCGUCGUCUCGGAAGGGCCGGGCGACACGGCGCCACCACGACGCACGAGGGUCAGAACGGCAUCGGUGCCACCGCGCCCUCUGCUCAGCUCUGGUGCCACCGCACGAAGUGUCGGUGUCGCCACACUCCACGCCAAACUCCGGUGCGACCACACUACCUACACACCAGCGACCGCCCCUGGCUUCAGUUGGACAGGGGCUACAGACUCCACCACAGUUUUCCAAGCUUUACGCGACGCGCUCGGGCGGAUUGACGAUCGUCAUUCACCAGCGUGCGGGCUCCCGUAGGAGCUGAGGGCACUGCAUGAGCCGUCUUCAUAGACCAGCUCACAGCAGCCGAGACUGGAAAAUCCGAGGCGGAGAAUGUUUCCCCACCACCACCACCCCUCUUCCAACUGCAGUCACGAGCCACCACUGCUCAACACAGCUCUAGCACCACAGUCACCACACCCCACAAUCACGGUGUCACCAUCCACAACACAGGUCUGGCGUCACCACACCAUGUCACCACACCCCACACAGCCCUGGUUUCACCACAUGAUCACCACACCUCACACAGGCACACGUGGACAUCACACGGGGGGGAAGGGGAUUGGGUGCGCAUUUUCGAGCCCCACUGCUCAGGAACCCACAAGAAACCGCGGGAGCAACGCGGCCCCCGGCUCGUCACGACAACUCGCGCUGCCGUCGCAACGCGGCGCAUUUACACGGCGCCCUCCAACGCGCCCUACAUUCAUCGCGCACGCCGCGGGUUCCGCGCUCGCCGCACGCGUCGAUUAAAACCGAGGGAGGGGACGGGGGUUUGCACAGCGAAUCCACGGCCUGGUCGGCGAGCGGUCAGUGCGACCCCGCGCUGACCACUCGAAGAGGCGGCCAGUAAAGCCGUGCCCGGCUGCAUAGAGCACGACGAGGGAACCCAUCCCUCCAGUUGGUUUAUGCAGCCGGCCGCUGACCUCUCCAGGGGGGGAUGCGACCCCGUUAACACGGGGCCCACGGGGACCUCCGAAUGCCACGGCACAGAAUAUCCCGAUCGAUCAGGGUCUCUGUGCCGGGCUUGCAGGGGUUCCCGGGGGUCCCUGUGUCUCGCGACCCCCUCCACGCGGGCCCGCAAAAUCGCCGGGCCGUACCCCAAUAGCGGGGCUCGUGGGGGCCAACGCAACACCGUGGUUGGGUACAGAGAAUAAACCAACGGCCGUGACCCCCCAUCCCUGCUCUCUUGCAAGGACCCUCGUAAUUACAUCACUUGUAUGGCAGCAGUGGUGCGAGACACGACAGCUGCCAGCCAACACCCUCGACGAGGGCCGUGGCCGGUUUCAUGAAACCGAAAUUUGUACUGCGCUCAAGGAAACCGAGUAGAAAAUUCCACUUCAGCUGUUUUACAAAACCGGCCACCGACCAUCAGGUGUCGCGUCAACCCGCUCAACCGCGACCCCCUUGUGCCGGGCCCCGCGGUUACGUGGGACCCGUCACGAAGCUGCGGGGACCCAGGGAGGGGGGCCCUCGGGCCGUCGCCAGGUGAAUUUCUGCAACGACCCGGGACGCGACGCGAAUCCACGCUGCAUGCGUCACCGCCGCCACUCGACACUGCCAGCGGCACCUGGCCCUACCUCCCACAAGCGCCGGCGGAGCAAAGCGCCGGGCCCACGCAAGCCUCUCAAGUGUCGCAAUCACAUUCAGUUACACGGCAACAUUUGUAGAGGAUUGGCAACUGAACAAUAACACACACUGCACGCGUCUCAAGUGCAGACGCGCUACUGGUAUCGUCGUCAUUAUUCACGUAUACUACUGACCCUAUAGGACACCGCGCCCGUUCUCUGGCUAAAGAAUCCGUAGGUGAUGCAUCCGGUGUGCGCCCCCCACAGCGCUCGCUGCAGGGGUGGGGGGGGGGGGUGCCGGGUGCGACACGGGGAGUGGAAGCACUCUGACUUGGAGGGGUCGGGGGAGGCGCCACGGUGCCGCGGGGCGGCGGUUGCGGCGAUCACCACCGUGAUGGGUGGGUCGCGCUCGUGGUGGAGAUGGCGAUGACGCUGGCGAUGGCAAUCGACGGAUGUAUCCUGACAACGACCACACUUCUUCAAUAGGGGCGUCCAGUUUAGCCGAGGGAUAACACUAACGACAAUGCUGACGAUUACGAUGGACGUGGCUGAAUACAAUGCGGGGCGAUCCGCUUAUAGAUACCCCACUGAGAUAACAGAAAUGAAAGAGACAACAUUCUGAUUCUCGACGUCUCCCGCCAAUCUCAAUACACGUAUUCAAUCUGUCGACACUCUCUUGAUAGACUUUGUCCAGAUACGGAGCCAUCGCUUGCAAAAUAUCCAACCGCCUGUCGACGAGAAAGAGGGCCGUGACGAAUCAGUGGGGCAUCUCGAAACGGAUCUCCCUCCACAACGCCUCGUGUCCACGAGGGGAGGGAGGGGACCGCAGCCACAGUCGCGAACCCCCAGACUCCCCCAGGCGCUCGCGAACCCCAGACUCCACGGGAUCGGCGAGCACCGAGAGGGUGGUGGUGGGUUCACCGUCCUUGCGGCUGUCCCCCAAAUCCUGUGACUCUUUCCCAUAUUCUGCCCCUUCCUCUCUUUGCGUGCCCAAUCCAAUUUUAUGAUUUUGUAAUUAAAAAAAUAAAACCGUCCAAUGGCUAUCGAUUUCAUAAAGCUCUCUUACAAAAUACCCCGCCAGAAUUAAAGGAACGAGUCGAGGUACGUGAUCGCCAACUGAGGUAGUUUGUUGAAACAGAACAGCGACGCGCCGCGCGCGGCGGCCCACGCGGCGGCCUGGCCGGGUCCUGGCCCUCGUAAGGCUUCGUCUCUUUUCUACGUUUCCUUGACUUUUUUUACUUUUUAUUUUUGCUUUUUUUCUUUUUUCUUUUUUUUAUUUGUUUCCCAAAUGCCUCAGGUCCGUUGCCAGUAAAAUUGUAUUACAAAGAAUCACGAUGGCAUAAUAUACCCCCCUCUCCCACCUCCAAAAAAAACUUUAAAAAAGGUGUUUUUUUAACAUUCUGGUGAUGUCACGUGGGUUACCGUUAUUGUUAUUGUUUUAAAAGCCACGCUUCGUGUCGCGGGGUUUAAGAGUUGAUCACAUUCCUUUGCUGAAGUGGGGGUUGGACGUCCGGGCCCGCCCUGCAGCGACUGCCUUCUUCGCUCGUGGUCUAGAGGGCAGUGAGCGUGGCACGGGGUAGGGCACCAGCACGGAGGUGUCCGAGCUUUGAGCCGAGGACACCGGGAUUGGCUCGUGCCGUGUGCGAUGAGCGCAGCAAGCGACACAGCAACGGCCAACCCCGGCGCGGCCGGCCAGCGCGUGCCCCUGUCAACACUCCCUGCCUCUCCAGUUGCCACGCUCACAUUGUUGGCAAAAUACCAAAUUUAAACACGACGCCAGGAAUAAAAAUACAAGUCCGGGCCUCACGAGGACAGUUAAGCCUCGGCAUUGACAGACUGUUAUGUUUUUGCCCGGCGUCCCUCUCUGUGGACCGGACAUUUGAGCAGCGGCCACGCCGAGGAACGGCAUUCGUCCUGAGUGGGCCCUCGGUAGCCUGGGAAAAUCGCUCCGAUGAGCACUGCUGCAGGGCUGGCUCGCACACGGUGGAAAGGUCACACGGUACCAGGUCAACACAGCACGCAGCUGGGUCCACAGCGAGACGGCGGGCAUUGCAUCAAGCGCCUCCUAUCCAUUUGCACGUCUAGAAAAUGGCAAAAGCAAGCAGACGGCACAUUGAUCUGGACACCACGCGUCGGUGGUGCUCGCGUCACAAUUAACGUACGCACUCUCGGCAAUACGUUAAGUUGGAAACGCCGCUAUUGCCCGCGUCACAAUUAACUUACGCGCUCUCGGCAGUACGUAAAGUUGGAAACGCCGCUGUUGCCGUCUUAGACCGAGCUUAAACUAACGUGCACAGAUAGAGGCGCGGCACCUAUUCGCUCGACGUUAGAACUGUCGCCGGUUCCCGCCGAGCACGAUGCAAGACGGACCCAGCGUACGCGCGGAGCGGGGGGUGUGGGUACAGGCAGUGCCAACGCAGCUGUUCGUGUGACCUUUUCACAGACCAGACAAUUUGUCCAGUUUUGUACUGGACAGUACUUUAAGGCGGUUUAGAGAGACGUGCUGAGAUGUAGUGUGUGUGCAGAGGUUGAGAUAUGCCAUGACGUAAUGUUCAACGUUGUGGGAGGGGUGUUUUUUGUUAUAAUUUCCUGAUAAUAUAAC
Messenger RNA from Petromyzon marinus (sea lamprey), 7817 nucleotides. Its product is annotated as gap junction gamma-2 protein-like. Lineage: Eukaryota; Metazoa; Chordata; Hyperoartia; Petromyzontiformes; Petromyzontidae. Gene Ontology annotation, molecular function: gap junction channel activity. Gene Ontology annotation, biological process: cell-cell signaling. Gene Ontology annotation, cellular component: connexin complex. The record is from RefSeq and is a predicted model, not a curated record.